Suillus subalutaceus is the source of this 807-nucleotide messenger RNA. RefSeq lists its product as uncharacterized. The transcript has 3 exons. Lineage: Eukaryota; Fungi; Basidiomycota; Agaricomycetes; Boletales; Suillaceae. The record is from RefSeq and is a predicted model, not a curated record. Bases 1 to 807 code for a protein of 268 amino acids.
AUGUUUGAGAGCAGCUCAUUUUCUCAUGGCGGGCACAGGCAAUUCAACUUUCCUCCAUCAGGUCAGAAUUUAUUACAAAAUCCUCGGUGGGGAGGGGAUUUCACUCCAUCCCCCCUAUCUGGCGCUACACCAUUACCAGAGGACCCUUUCGAAUCAGGCACUUCGCAUGCACAACGCUUCCACCAAGGUGCAUAUAUCCAUGAUCACCAGCAAAUAUCGGUCCUACAAGACUGUUGUAAGACUUUAGAGCUGGAGGUGGUCAAAUUGACUACCGAGCGUGACUCCAUCAAGGAGAUGUUUGAACGGCUUGCCAGUAGUACUGGAAGGCUUCAACAGGCUGACCCUCUGCAGCUCAAUGCGCCACUCAUUUCCAACUCUAAUCGACCAUCACGCACUACACAUCCGAAUGUCCGUUUCUGGGAACAGGCCGAUUUUCAUAAGUGGUGUGACACUCCUGCGGGUCAAGGUCACCACUCUUCACACACAAACCUGGUCUAUCUUGAAGACGAAAAUGGCCGCACGGUCUCGUCACGAACAAUCAAAGCCAUACGAAGGGUGCUCCGUGGUGGCUGGAGCGAGCUUGUUACUCGCAAGAUCACCCCGCAUUCUUGGGGUAAACUAUCAGCAUCUGGAAGACAAUUGAUCCAUAACUUCAUGGAGAACAAGUUUCCCCUUUUCAAACUUGCUAACAACGGAUGGAAACUAGAUCACCUUGCUACUACGACAUACCCUGCCUGGCGCCGAAACAAUCUUGACACCAAUUGUGACUGGAAGUCAGGCGGGGUAACAUCAAAAGGAGGACGAUAA